Messenger RNA from Lolium perenne, 1586 nucleotides. RefSeq lists its product as uncharacterized. NCBI's taxonomy places the organism in Eukaryota, Viridiplantae, Streptophyta, Magnoliopsida, Poales, Poaceae. The record is from RefSeq and is a predicted model, not a curated record. Gene Ontology annotation, molecular function: protein binding.
GCAAUGCAGAGAUCAGCUUGCAACGAAGCCGCCACUGCUACGGGGAACAGCGACAUGAUCAGCAAGCUGCCCAAUGACCUCUUGCUCAACAUACUGGAGAGGGUGGAGACCCUUGACGCGAUAAGGACAUGCAUCCUAUCCAAGCGAACGCUCAAGCUCCCGACCAUGUUCUCACGAUUUGACAUAGAUAUUGCUUCCAUUGCACGCCACAUAGAUGAAUCCAGUGAUUUCACUCUUCGUGAUGUGGUCCGCAUCAAUGGCGUUGUGGCUGAUGUCACUGAAAACAUCAUGUUUGGGAGAAGCAGGGAUAUCACCAUCCGCAAGCUGCACGUGAGGUUCAUCCUCAGGCGCUAUGACUGUCUCUCCAUUGGCACAUCCGUUGGCCGUGCAAUGGCAACCAACAAGGUUGAGGCAGCAGAGUUUGAGAUCCUUACGGAGAAGGUUCAUGAGGGUUGCACGCCGGCUGAUCUGCUCAACUUUGCGACUCAGUUCAAUACUUUUCUUGGCGCUUCUCCUGAUGCAUUCGCUGGCCUCACCCGCCUGCUGCUGAGGAAUAUGAGGUUUGGUGAAUCUGGCAUUCCCAACAUCCUCAGCACUUGCAAGUGCUUGAAGUCUUUGCACUUAACCUACUGUGACUCUGGGAUCAAUUCUGUGCUACAAGUUGAACAUGAUCAACUCAUUGAAUUUUUUAUCGACUAUGGACAAUUUCAAAAAGUGGAGCUCGUCUGUCUACCGAAACUCGAACAUGUGAGCUAUAAUAAUUGGGUCUCUUGUGAGAAUCUUCUGUCUUUUGGCUUCGUCCCACGGCUUUCAAAGCUAAGCCUCACGAAAGCUGGGACUCGUUCGCACAAGACCCUAGAGUUAAGUCAGCUCCUUGCUGAUGUUCCCUCCAUAACCGAAAUGCAUCUGGAUUUUGAAAGUGAAAAGAUUUGGGUUCUACCAGAAUGCCCAACAUUGCUUGCUCCUGUGCUCGGCAAACUACAAUUUGUGAAUCUGGACAAUCUUCCUGAAGGCUGUGAUAUUGAUUGGACAAUGUUUAUCCUUGAAGCUGCACCAUCAGUAAAAGAGCUAUGCAUCUCAGUACGGGAUCAUUGGUGCACCAUUGUGACAGACAAGAAGCUUCGACAUGAAUAUGGCUACCUCGACAAAGCUAACGUGGCGUGGAAGCCAUCUGCUUCUAACUUCAAGCACAAGAACCUAGCUAAGCUUACCAUUUACGGCUUCCAACUUGAUGACAAUUCCGUGCGAUACAUCAGUUGUGUCAUUGAAGCUGCGGUGAAUCUGAAGGAGGUAUCUCUGCACGACCGUAAGUCAUGUGAUGGGUAUUGUGCUGGUGAUUUGGACCCGAAGAUCAAAGUCUGCCCGUCGAGGUAUCCAGGGACCCCUGAGGAGAGGAUGUGUGUUACCAAGGAGUUGGGGAUGGCGUCUUCUUGCGUGGUUCACUUUCGGUCCUAAUUGAAUUAGGACAUGCAGCCUAGAGUUUGGGGAUGGCCUGGUCUCAUGUGGUUCAUUCCUAGUCCUAAGUGAAUUAGGACAUGCAAUGUGGUCUUGUGUGGUUCACUUCUGUUCCUAGUUGAAUUACGACA